UUUCUCAUGCAAAUUUAAUUUCACCGACUCCGGAUGCUCCAUCCCUAGUAUAUAUAUCAAGCUCCCCUUGCCCCUACAUUUUCUUUCAAACCAGCAUGGCUCUCCCUCUGGUACUUUCAUCCAUUCUCUUGGCCCUUCUUGCAUACAAAUUAUUCCAACGCCUCCGAUUCAAGCUCCCACCGGGGCCGCGCCCAUUGCCCAUUGUUGGGAACCUCUACGACAUAAAGCCAGUGAGGUUUCGGUGCUUUGCCGAAUGGGCCCAAGCAUAUGGCCCAAUUAUAUCGGUUUGGUUCGGUUCGACUUUAAACGUUAUCGUGUCGAAUACGGAACUGGCUAAAGAAGUGCUCAAGGAGAAUGAUCAGCAGCUGGCUGAUAGGCACAGGAGUCGAUCAGCUGCAAAGUUCAGCAGAGAUGGACAGGAUCUUAUAUGGGCAGACUACGGGCCUCAUUAUGUGAAAGUUAGAAAGGUUUGUACGCUUGAGCUUUUCACACCGAAGAGACUGGAAGCUUUGAGACCAAUAAGAGAAGAUGAAGUCACCGCCAUGGUUGAAUCCAUUUUCAAAGACUGCACAGAUCCUCAAAAUAAUGGAACAGGCGUGACGCUAAGGAAGCACUUGGGUUUAGUGACUUUCAACAACAUAACAAGGCUAGCAUUUGGGAAGAGGUUUGUGAAUUCGGACGGAGUAGUGGACGAGCAAGGUUUAGAGUUCAAGGCAGUAGUGGCAAAUGGGUUGAAACUUGGAGCUUCAUUGGCCAUGGCGGAGCACAUUCCAUGGCUCCGUUGGAUGUUCCCAUUAGAGGAAGAGGCUUUUGCUAAGCAUGGCGCUCGAAGAGACCGUCUCACUAGAGCUAUCAUGGAAGAGCACACUCUUGCCCGCCAACAAAGCGGCGGUGUCAAGCAUCAUUUCGUCGAUGCUUUACUUACCUUAAAAGAAAGAUAUGACUUAAGUGAAGACACUAUUAUUGGACUCUUAUGGGACAUGAUCACAGCCGGGAUGGACACGACAGCAAUCACAGUGGAAUGGGCCAUGGCAGAGCUGAUCAAGAACCCAAGAGUCCAACAAAAGGCCCAAGAGGAGCUUGACCGAGUGAUUGGAUUUGACCGUGUGAUGACAGAGGCCGAUUUCCCCAGCCUCCCAUACUUGCAAUGCGUAGCCAAGGAGGGAUUAAGGCUGCACCCUCCAACUCCACUAAUGCUGCCUCACCGUGCCAAUGCUAAUGUCAAAGUUGGAGGCUAUGACAUCCCCAAAGGAUCAAACGUCCAUGUCAAUGUAUGGGCUGUUGCUCGUGAUCCAGCAGUGUGGAAGGACCCGUUGGAGUUUCGACCGGAGCGAUUCUUCGAGGAGGAUGUCGACAUGAAGGGCCAUGACUAUAGGCUACUUCCAUUUGGUGCAGGAAGAAGGGUGUGCCCAGGUGCUCAACUUGGGAUAAAUUUGGUGACAUCUAUGUUGGGUCAUUUGUUGCACCAUUUUACAUGGGCUCCGGCCGGGGGAAUGAAGCCAGAGGAUAUCGACAUGUCAGAAAAUCCUGGAUUAGUGACUUAUAUGAAGACCCCAAUACAAGCCGUGCCUACUCCCAGGCUGCCUUCACAUUUGUACAAACGUGUGGCUGUUGAUAUGUAAUUUUUCUUUCUUUGAUUUGGUGCUUGAUUUUGCUUAUGGAAGAAUAUUUUAAAGCUUCAAAUAUGCUUUAUUCGGUA
Mangifera indica (mango) is the source of this 1699-nucleotide messenger RNA. RefSeq names its product cytochrome P450 98A2. NCBI's taxonomy places the organism in Eukaryota, Viridiplantae, Streptophyta, Magnoliopsida, Sapindales, Anacardiaceae. The record is from RefSeq and is a predicted model, not a curated record. The coding region runs from base 96 to 1622 and encodes 508 amino acids. Gene Ontology annotation, molecular function: oxidoreductase activity, acting on paired donors, with incorporation or reduction of molecular oxygen; heme binding; iron ion binding. The transcript is spliced from 3 exons.